Messenger RNA from Microthlaspi erraticum, 306 nucleotides. Lineage: Eukaryota; Viridiplantae; Streptophyta; Magnoliopsida; Brassicales; Brassicaceae. The record is from the annotation of a GenBank genome assembly.
AUGUCCAUAGAGAUGCCAAGACGUUUACCAUUUUCCGUCGACACUUUUGGACCGUACACGACAAAGAAGAGAAGGAAGAGACAUCAUUUCUUGACAUGCUCACAAAGACCACACCGUCGGGAUUUCUCUUUCCAACAUCGUCUUCCCGAUUUACUCUUCCCCCCUCACGGUCCCUCUUCUUCUCCAACGUCAUCUCAGCUUAAUGAGUCUUUCUUCGUGAGGAUUGAAACUGGGCAAUCAGUCAUCGUUGAUGAUUUUAAGUGUACUGCUUUUGAUGCGAAUCAUUGCCCUGAAAUUUGUUCCUAA